This is a messenger RNA of Prorocentrum cordatum, 1527 nucleotides long. The record is from the annotation of a GenBank genome assembly. Lineage: Eukaryota; Dinophyceae; Prorocentrales; Prorocentraceae.
GGAGGUCGCGGCCCUGUCGCUCUUCAGCGUCUGUCGUUUCCACGUCCACCUGGCGCCCGGCGAGCUGAACCCCGCGGGCGCCCCAUCGAGGGGGCGCCGGGCUCCAAGUCGCAUCGACUUCGAGCGGCUGGCCGAUGCCUGCCGGGGUCUGCGUGGGCGGAAGGCUGGGGCAGGAGGUGAGGCGCUGCGGCGAGAGCUCGAGCUUGCCGCGCUUCACUCCCUCUGCCCAGACUCCGACGACGAGGUUGACAUUGGCUGCGGCUGCUCCUCCGCGUCCCGGGGCUCGGCGCCACUCGGCCCAGAGGAGGCCCGCGGCUUCGACGGGGCCGAAGACGUCUGGCAGCCAGGUGAGCCUCCUGGCCCCGAGGGCCACUGGCGCCGCCUGGGCCGGCGCCGGGACUACGUGGACCGGCCGGGCGAGAAGCUGGGGCAGCAGUCCCUCGGCGUGGCCGUGACCUUGUGGUUCUACGAUGUCCGCCAGAAGGGCCGCUUCGCCGACGACGGGCCCGAGUUCCUGGCGGCGUUGCAGUGGCCGUGGCCCGAGCUCCGCGCGCAGAAGCGGUUGCCGCGGGCCUGGCGGGCGGUACAGGGGUGGCGCAAGCUGCUCCCCGUCCACAGCCGCGCUCCGCUGCCGUUCGCUGGGCUGAUGGGGCUGCUCGGCUGCCAGCUGUGGCUGGAGUGCUUCGGGGGGGCCGUGGGCGCGCUGGUCGACUUCGUGGAGUAUCUCUGGCCCGGGAACCUGAUCGGGCACUCGCCAGUACCGAUCGCGCCGCCCGCCCCUGGGGCCGGGGGGCCGCCCCGCUGGGCACUGGCGCCGAGCGCGCGCGAGCACGAGCGCCUCGGCGAGACCGGCGGGUUCGACCACAGCGCGUUCCUGGAUCUGCCAGGCUGCAAGCGGCCGGCUGCCUUCCUGGCCGCGCUGAAGGAGCGGCCGCCGCAGGGGUGCCGCUGGUCGCUCGACGCCGUGCACCGCGCGCCCGUGCUGCGCAACGUGCCGAGCGUGUCGGAGGGGCCGCAGGCGACCCCUCGCCCUCGCCCGGAGGGUCGGGGCGAACCUGCCGGCGAUCUUCCUCGGGGAUCUGCCGCCGCCGGUGCCGCCGCCGGCCGCGGCGCGGCUGCGGCGCUGAAGCAGCGCCUGGCGGCCGAGGUGGCCCGGGCGAGGCGCGGGCGCCAGGGCGGCGGGCUCUUCCUGGAGCUCUUCGCCGGCGCCGCGCGGAUCGCCGCGUGUCUGCGGUCGUUCGGCGGCGCCGUCGCUGUCGAGGUGCGCGGCAGCCAUUUUCAGGGCCUCGUUCUCGAACGGGUCCAAGAGGUGCUGCUCAGCUGGAUCAGGCAGAAGCUGAUCGACGGGGCGUGGCUGGGCACUCCGUGCUCGUCCUGGAGCGCCGCUCGGCGUGGUCAGGCGGGCUGCCCCGGUGGGCCGCUCCGCGAUGUCGAUCGCAUCUGGGGUCGUCCAGGCGCCUGGGCGCGUGCCGCCGACCGCGAGCGCAUCGAGGUCGGCAACGCCACGGCCCUGUUCACCGUCGCCGU